Messenger RNA from Lampris incognitus (smalleye Pacific opah), 2119 nucleotides. Its product is annotated as G-protein coupled receptor 135. Gene Ontology annotation, cellular component: membrane. The transcript is spliced from 3 exons. Bases 487 to 2007 code for a protein of 506 amino acids. Gene Ontology annotation, molecular function: G protein-coupled receptor activity. The record is from RefSeq and is a predicted model, not a curated record. Gene Ontology annotation, biological process: G protein-coupled receptor signaling pathway. Lineage: Eukaryota; Metazoa; Chordata; Actinopteri; Lampriformes; Lampridae.
GCAGGUUCCGGCUGGGAGCUGCUCCGGCGGCGGGCGGGCGGGCGGCAGGUCCACGCAGCCUCCCUGAGCAGCCGCCUGCUGCUGCCUCUGCUGCUGCUGCUGCCAGAGCCAGAGCCAGACGGGCACUGCGCGGCAAGGUUCACGGACAUCGCCGCGGCGUUACAGAAGAGAGAGUGGCUCAGUCCGCCUCCUGCUCCCCCACACUUCUGCGGGGAGCGGAGCUGACCUCGAAACCUCAAGCUGAUCCUGGAUCGAUGGCAGCAACCAUGGCGACACUGCGUGGGCUGUGGCGGCUUGCCGCCCUGCAGAGCGACAGCGACCAGCUGAAUGGCUUCUGAACAUGGACUGGUCAAAAGUAGAAGGAUUCCCGCUUGUCUUAUUUCUUCUGAAUGGACUUCGAGAUUACUUAAAUCAAACAAAUAGAGAAGAGAAGAGUCCACUGCUGUUUUCACACUAAAACACCAAGAUUCACCACUGCUAAUCUGAAUGGAUGUGUGUAAGACGAGGCAUGGGUUUAUUCCCCCCCAUUGUCUUCCCGCUCCACUGAUGGAUUCACGUGUUAGUGUGCCCCUACUGGGCAGCAGAAACUACACCACCCCAUCUGGUGCAAGCCCCACGCACGAGCUUGGCACUGGUUCACCUACGGAUUCAAGGGUUGUUUCUAUAGUGACUAGCUUAAUUGCCACCACAGUGGAUUUGAUUGGAAGUUCAACAGCAGAAAACCUGUCAGAGUUCAGAGAAGAAGGGAGCAACCUCCAGCAAAUCCACCAGUCCUCAACUCCGUCGCUUCUGAGUGCUACGGAGAAAAACUCAGUCCUGCAUGCUGUUACAGUAGCUGUUCCCGCCCUCCUACUUUUCUCCAUUUUCUUCCUGUCAUGCCUUGGAAAUUUGGCUGUUGUCAUUGUCAUCAUUAAACACAGACAACUCAGAACUGUGACCAAUGCGUUCAUCAUGUCCCUCUCCCUGUCUGACCUCCUCACAGCCAUUCUCUGUCUACCCUUCUCCUUCGUCAUGCUCUUCAGUAAAGAUGGCAUCUGGAUGUUCGGGAAACAUUUCUGUGUGGCCAAUGGGUUUUUCAACACCUGUUUUGGAAUUAUAUCCACCUUAACCAUGACUCUGAUCUCAUUUGACAGAUACUAUGCAAUAGUCAGGCAGCCACAGGCAAAAAUACAGCGUCAGAAAGCCAUUCAGCUGUUGGUAGCAGUGUGGCUAAUGGCAAUUAUUUUCUCUCUACCGUGGUAUCUAUUUGUCCAGAAUCCCAAAGAUAUCCAUAAGAGGGGUUUCUAUCACUGUAUGUAUGUAUUCCAUUCUGGUACCUCCCGCAUGGGAACAACUUACAGCAUCUUUCUCAUAGUUGUGUGUUAUUUAAUACCCUUCUCCUUGAUGUGUUUCUGCCAUUAUAAUAUCUGUAAGACAGUCCGGCUUUCUGAAAUCCGUGUCAGGCCUGUAACCACAUAUGCCUACUUAUUACGAUUCUACAGUGAAAUGCGAACAGCUACAACAGUACUGAUUAUGAUCGUGUUUAUUAUUUUUUGCUGGGGGCCAUAUUGUUUAAUGGGGUUGGUUACAACAAUGGCGGACUACACGUUCAACCCUGCAAUAGACACCAUGGCUAUCUGGCUCGCCUGGUCCAAUGGGGCAAUUAACCCCCUAAUCUACGCCCUGAGGAACCCCAAUAUAUACAUGUUACUGGGGCGCAGCAGAGAGGAGGGCUACCGAACUAGAAAUAUUGCUGCAUACUUCUCCCACCAGACAUGGCAACCUCAGAUUCGAUUGAAUCAACCAGAUCGGAUCAGGGACAGCUACGUGACCCGGGUUUCUGUAAACAACAACAGCCAGCUGUCAAACUCAAGUUCCAGAAGCAGGGUAGCCGGGGGUGGGGAGGUGGCCAUGUGGGCCUAUAAAAACCCUGCCGCGUUCUUCUGCCGGGAGACCCAGUCCGACGUAGCUGCAGAACCCACCUCUGUCAAGGUUCCAGAAGUAAAGACAGCUGACACCAGCUUGUGACACUUCAGCACUUGAACUUUUUGGAUUUACUGUUUUCAGCAUUUCUAGAGCCCCAGAGGACACAACGAUGUACAAACCCCAAUUCCAAUGAAGUUGGGACGUUGUGUAAAAG